Molecule: messenger RNA, 1904 nt
Organism: Dinoponera quadriceps
Lineage: Eukaryota; Metazoa; Arthropoda; Insecta; Hymenoptera; Formicidae
Gene: Gpdh1
Product: glycerol-3-phosphate dehydrogenase [NAD(+)], cytoplasmic
Exons: 8
Coding region: 112-1203 (363 amino acids)
Biological process (GO): carbohydrate metabolic process; glycerol-3-phosphate catabolic process
Cellular component (GO): glycerol-3-phosphate dehydrogenase (FAD) complex; cytosol
Molecular function (GO): glycerol-3-phosphate dehydrogenase [NAD(P)+] activity; protein homodimerization activity; NAD binding
Source: RefSeq, a predicted model, not a curated record
GCCUCUGAGCCCCUCAGUAGUCGCCCACCAGCGUUCAGAGGUGGAUCUCGCGGUCCUCCGGUUUGCUUCAUAUUUUCAUCACGUCGAGCAGCGAGCAGCCUUGAGCGCGUCAUGGCAUCCGUGUGCAUCAUCGGUUCCGGCAAUUGGGGAUCGGCUAUCGCGAAGAUAGUCGGCGCGAACGCGAAGACGCUGGACAAAUUUGCCGACCGCGUUACGAUGUACGUUUACGAAGAGAUUAUCGACGGAAAAAAGCUGACGGAAAUCAUCAACCAGACCCACGAGAACAUCAAAUAUCUUCCUGGGCACAAAAUUCCUGAGAAUGUGGUCGCGAUACCCGACGUGAUGGAAGCUGCGAAGGACGCGGAUAUACUUAUCUUCGUAGUGCCGCAUCAGUUCAUCCGAAGGAUAUGCAGCACGUUACAGGGGAAGAUCAAAUCCACCGCCGUUGGCCUUUCUCUGAUCAAAGGCUUCGACAAAAAAGAAGGGGGCGGCAUCGAGCUUAUCUCUCACAUAAUUUCGAGGGAAUUGCAGAUUCCUGUCUCGGUCUUGAUGGGCGCUAAUUUGGCUUCCGAGGUGGCCGAGGAGAUGUUCUGCGAGACCACCAUUGGUUGCAAGGACAAAGCGAUGGCGCCGAUACUCCGUGACCUGAUUCAAGCUUCGUACUUUAGGGUGGUAGUUGUCGAGGACGUAGAUUCCGUGGAAUGCUGCGGUGCGCUCAAGAACAUAGUUGCCUGCGGCGCUGGUUUCGUCGACGGACUGGGUUUAGGUGAUAAUACAAAAGCUGCGGUAAUCAGACUAGGCCUUAUGGAAAUGAUAAGGUUCGUCGACGUGUUUUUCCCCGGCGGAAAAUUGGCAACCUUCUUCGAAAGUUGCGGCGUGGCAGAUCUGAUUACGACGUGUUACGGUGGACGCAAUAGAAAAGUCUCGGAAGCCUUUGUCAAGACCGGCAAAACGAUCGAAACGCUGGAGAAAGAAAUGCUGAACGGGCAGAAACUACAGGGCCCAUUCACCGCCGAGGAGGUGAACUACAUGCUGAAGUCGAGGAAUAUGGAAAAUAGGUUCCCACUAUUCACGGCGAUUCACCAGAUUUGCGUCGGUGAACUAAAACCGACGGAUUUAAUCGACUGCAUACGCAGCCAUCCGGAACACAUGAACGGAGACGCCUCGUCGACAACGCGGAAGUCGCCCAAAAGCCACCUGUGAAGUAACAAGCCGGUGUUGACCAUCGACAGAAGACUCGUCGCCGCUUGAAAGUCAGCGUCAUAAUUCGCUCGAAAGCGCGACGUUGAGAGAGAGAAAUUUAUAUCGAACUCGGCUGUCGAGCCGUAGUGAAUGUUAAUUGGCGAAAAUUGGCUUUUGGCAGAACGCCGUUAAUCGGCAUUCUGCCGAUGUAUUUCCAAUUACGACACUUGUCUUGUUAUGCUCUUCUUGUGUAUUAUCAUAUCUAGGAAAAUGUUAUUUACUCAGAUGAGCUCGUUCUUACGUCAAGAAACUUAAAGUCGUAUCGACGUAACGUAACGAACAAAAUGAACAAAUGUGAAAGGCUCAUCAAGAUGAUCGCUGCACCCUAAGGAUGCUCGAUACAGCUGUGAUAGUUAAUAGACUGUCCAGGUCGUGAAAUGAACAACUUCGUCGUUUUUGAUUACCGAUAACUGUAAUGUACCUGCAUAUGUGGCAGCAUUUUAUUUAUAUUUUAAUAUGGCUAAGAAUCUUUUUUAUCAGUAGUUAAAUUUUUAAGGAGAAAUCGUGGGAUCUGAGAAAAUAUCUGGACGUUCUUCUGCAAAGAGUCGUCCCGUAUUUUAGCGUAAGAGUACGAAUAGUGUAAAGCGUCUGUUAUAUGUAAUUAAGAUUACUGUAUCUGUAAUCGGAAAGUAUUUUGGCAAAAGAAGAUGUGAGAUGAUGAA